AUGCAUGAGAUCCAAACGGUAGCCAAGGAGUAUAUAAACGAUGAGGAAGUCAGCCAAGUCGUGGCUGCCAAUAAACGGCAGUCCGGCUACAGCCAACCUCGGCAACAAGGCAACAGAGAAAGACUAAAAGAACAAGCCAGGGAAGGAGCUCCAAGCAAGGCACCCAGGCCAUUCCCCCGGGUCGGGAAAUUCACCAAUUACACUCCGCUCACUUUUCCCAUCACGGAAGUUUAUCAACAAAUAGCCGAGAAAGGAAUCCUGCCGAAGCCCCGGCCACUCAAGGACCGUACGGGAGGAAACAAGAACUUCUAUUGUGACUACCACAAAGGCUAUGGUCACCAAACACAGGACUGCUUUGACCUGAAGGAUGCACUAGAACAAGCAAUAAAGGAAGGUAAACUAGCAGAAUUCUCCCAUCUUAUCAGGGAGCCGAGGAGGCGUUAUCGCGACCAAGACGAAGAAGGCAAAACCCGCUCGGCAAAGCGGCGACAAGAGCCAGAAGACAAAGAUCACGGACUCACCGUGAUCAACGUGGUGACGGCCAAAAAUGCCGCGCCGAGGUCACGAUCCGCGCACAAAAAAGACGCUAAGGUCUUGGCGGUCUCCUCCUCGUUGGCGCGAAACUCUAGGAAGCCCCCCUCCAUUUCUUUCGGCCCGGAAGACCAAUGGUUCAACGACGCCCCAGAAAACCCACCCAUGGUCAUCACGGCCAGAGUGGGAACCGGUCUCGUCAAACGAAUCCUUGUCGACACGGGGGCUGACUCGAACAUCAUGUUUCGCAACGUAUUCGACGCACUGGGGCUAAGGGACGCCGACCUGACGACUCACCAGCAUGGGGUCAUUGGGUUGGGCGACCACUUCAUCAAACCUGAUGGGGUAAUAUCCCUGCCGAUCUCAGUGGGACAGACUCAAGGCCGAAGAUCGGCAAUGGCCGAGUUCGUGAUCCUCCAAGAUUCCACUGCUUACAAUAUCAUCUUGGGAAGGAAGACGAUUAACGAUGUUGAAGCAAUAAUCAACACGAAGCUACUAGUCAUGAAGUUCGUUACUGAUGACGGCUCUAUUGGGUCCAUAAGAGGAAACCUUGAGACGGCAGUCGCUUGCGACAAUGCCAGCCUCUCCUUAAGGAAGAAAUCCAAAGAGGCGUCCGGCGUGUUCCUAGCUGACCUGGACGCCAGAAUAGAUGACAAACCCAGACCGGAACCAGAAGGGGACUUGGAAAAAUUCAGGAUCGGUGACACGGAGGAAAAAUUCACAUUCAUCAACAAGAAUCUCCCGCAUGAGUUGAAGGAGCCCUUGGUCGAAAUGAUAAGGGCCAAUAGGGAUUUGUUUGCCUAG
Messenger RNA from Arachis duranensis, 1335 nucleotides. RefSeq lists its product as uncharacterized. NCBI's taxonomy places the organism in Eukaryota, Viridiplantae, Streptophyta, Magnoliopsida, Fabales, Fabaceae. Gene Ontology annotation, biological process: proteolysis. The transcript has a single exon. The record is from RefSeq and is a predicted model, not a curated record. The coding region runs from base 1 to 1335 and encodes 444 amino acids. Gene Ontology annotation, molecular function: aspartic-type endopeptidase activity.